Echinops telfairi (small Madagascar hedgehog) is the source of this 1637-nucleotide messenger RNA. It is a transcript of the gene FOXI1, whose product is annotated as forkhead box I1. The transcript is spliced from 2 exons. Lineage: Eukaryota; Metazoa; Chordata; Mammalia; Afrosoricida; Tenrecidae. The record is from RefSeq and is a predicted model, not a curated record. Gene Ontology annotation, biological process: anatomical structure morphogenesis; regulation of transcription by RNA polymerase II; cell differentiation. Gene Ontology annotation, molecular function: RNA polymerase II cis-regulatory region sequence-specific DNA binding; DNA-binding transcription factor activity, RNA polymerase II-specific. The coding region runs from base 31 to 1170 and encodes 379 amino acids.
GCAGGUGUCUCCCACUGCGCCAGCUCCAGCAUGAGCUCCUUCGACCUCCCUGCACCCUCCUCUCCACGCUGCAGCCCCCAGUUCCCCAGCAUCGGCCAGGAGCCCCCAGAGAUGAACUUGUACUAUGAAAACUUCUUCCAUCCGCAGAGCGUGCCCAGCCCUCAGCGGCCCCCAUCCUUCGAGGCGGGGGGAGAGUACGGGGCCACCCCCAACCCCUACCUCUGGCUCAACGGACCUGCCAUGACGCCGCCGCCCUACCUGCCAGGCACCAACGCCAGUCCCUUCCUGCCCCAGGGCUAUGGCGUGCAGAGGCCGCUGCUGCCCGGCAUGGCCGGCCUGGGGGGCAGCGACCUGGGCUGGCUGCCCCUCCCCUCCCAGGAGGAGCUGAUGAAGCUGGUGCGGCCCCCUUACUCCUACUCUGCCCUCAUUGCCAUGGCCAUCCACGGGGCACCCGACAAGCGCCUCACGCUCAGCCAGAUCUACCAGUAUGUGGCGGACAACUUCCCCUUCUACAAUAAGAGCAAGGCGGGCUGGCAGAACUCCAUCCGCCACAACCUGUCACUCAACGACUGCUUCAAGAAGGUGCCCCGCGACGAGGACGACCCUGGCAAAGGGAAUUACUGGACGCUGGACCCCAACUGUGAGAAGAUGUUUGACAACGGGAAUUUCCGCAGGAAGAGGAAGAGGAAAUCCGAUGUUACCUCCAGCUCGGGCUCCUUGCCCUCGGAGAAAGCCGAGAGCAGCCUCCUCGCUGGCAGCCCCAAGACCACGGAGCCCCAGGAAAUCUUGGACAGCACCUCACAGGGCACCACCAGCUCCCCAGAGAAGCAGCCCUCCCCGCCCCCCUCCGGCGCCCCGCCAUGCCUCAGCAGCUUCCUCUCCACCAUGACAGCCUAUGCGAAUGGGCCAAGCCCCGUGAGCCGUGCCGUGGCAUCGCCAGGACUGAGCCCGGAGCCCACUGACAAGAUGGGGCAGAACAUGCUGAGCUUCAACUCCUACACCCCACUCACCAACCUCAGCAGCCACGGCGCGGGGGGCGAGUGGGCCAACCCUGUGCCCACCAAUGCUCUGGGUUACGGGGGCUCCGUCCUCAACCAAUUCAGCCCUCACUUCUACAACAGCCUCAAUACCAACAGCAUCCUCUACCCCAGAGAGGGCACUGAAGUCUAGACACAGGGCAGCUCCCAAGGUAGAUGGAGCGGCGCAGAGAUCCUCUGUGCUGGCCAUCCCAAGGUCCAAGACUUCUGGCUGCCCCAGCUAAUGCAGGAGGCUCAGAGGAGGGGCUGCCCCUUCCUCCGGAGCAUCUCAUGAACCCUCUGUUUCUCACACAUUGCUCCACACACAGAUGCACCAGGCUUACAGGGGAAACACUGGGGCCUGGCGGCAGCGACAAUAGCAACAUUACGUUGCAAAUUUGCCAUGUGCUGGUGUUGUGUUGGGUUCUUUAAAGACAAGGUCACACUUGCUGUAUCCAGUAUCCCUGUGAGUUCAGAUGGACCUCCCCAGUGAACAGAUGAGGAAACUGAGGCUGGAGACCGUGAAGGAACCUGCCCAGAGGCAUACAAACGAAUAAAUGGCAAAGACAGGAGUCACAUGUAAGCCCAGGUGACCCCAUCGUUGGGACCAAAGGAGCAGGA